Bombyx mori (domestic silkworm) is the source of this 916-nucleotide messenger RNA. It is a transcript of the gene Sod1, whose product is annotated as Cu/Zn superoxide dismutase. Lineage: Eukaryota; Metazoa; Arthropoda; Insecta; Lepidoptera; Bombycidae. Gene Ontology annotation, molecular function: copper ion binding. Gene Ontology annotation, biological process: superoxide metabolic process. The record is from RefSeq and is marked provisional.
AAUUGGACUCUGAAGUAGUGUGAAAGUGUUAGCGGUUUUUCUUGUAAAACUGAUUUAUAAUAUUAAAUAUUUUUUAAUCUUGCUAUACUCUAAAUAUAACAUAAUACAAUAUCACAAUGCCCGCCAAAGCAGUUUGCGUACUUCGUGGUGAUGUUAGCGGAACUGUUUUCUUCGAUCAGCAGGAUGAAAAGUCACCUGUUGUUGUUUCUGGAGAGGUCCAGGGCUUGACUAAGGGUAAACACGGUUUCCAUGUGCACGAAUUUGGUGACAACACAAACGGUUGCACAUCAGCUGGAGCUCAUUUCAACCCUGAAAAACAAGAUCAUGGUGGUCCCAGUUCUGCUGUACGCCAUGUCGGCGACCUCGGUAACAUUGAGGCAAUUGAAGACUCUGGAGUCACUAAAGUAUCAAUCCAAGAUUCCCAGAUCUCUCUUCAUGGACCUAACAGCAUCAUUGGUCGCACUUUAGUUGUCCAUGCUGACCCUGAUGACUUGGGACUCGGUGGCCAUGAGCUAAGUAAGACCACUGGUAAUGCCGGUGGCCGUAUUGCUUGUGGAGUCAUUGGCUUGGCCAAGAUUUAAAUACAUACAUUUUUCAUAUGUUGGGCUUGGUACUACAAUAUUUAGUGACUUCAUGAUAUUUUGAAUACUAAUUUUUGUUUAAAUUUCACCUACAUAAAUAAAAAACCCAGUGUCUUUGACGGUAAUAUUAGUCCAUCUGAUAGUGAAAAGAUGUAAGCAUAAUCAGUUGUAGUAGUAAGUAAGUCUAUAGGAGGUUAUAAAAUUAUUUUUAAUAGCAUUCCUGAAGUUAUGCAAUAUUGCAAUCUUUGGCUUCACAUUAUCCUUGGUGCAGGCGUUUAUGUAUCUCAGUGUAUACUUGUUUUCUUGUUUUGUUAUAAUAAAGUUUUGAAAAUGUU